AUGGCUGAGUAUAAAUUUUUACCAAAAUUAUCUCAAAAUUUGCUCGAAAUUUUGGAUGAUGAUGAAUAUUAUGAUAUUAUAAUUGAAGUUGGUAAUGACCCUGACGUAAAAAUAUUUCGCGCUCACAUGGUUAUUUUAAAUUAUCGUUCUCCAUAUUUGAGAAGAAUUUUAUCAACUAAUAAAAAGAAAAAUGAUGGAACUUUAUCACAUAUCAAAUUACCAAAUAUUUUACCUGAAAUUUUUCAAAUAAUUAUAAGAUAUAUUUAUGGAGGAAAAAUUUCUUUAGUAGAAUAUGAUAUUUUAGAUAUCAUCAAGAUCUUG
Molecule: messenger RNA, 321 nt
Organism: Rhizophagus irregularis DAOM 181602=DAOM 197198
Lineage: Eukaryota; Fungi; Glomeromycota; Glomeromycetes; Glomerales; Glomeraceae
Cellular component (GO): cytoplasm
Molecular function (GO): protein binding
Source: RefSeq, a predicted model, not a curated record